AUCUUGCUACAAACACAAACAGAGAGGAGCGGCCGCCGCGGGAGCGCCAGCGCCCCCUCCCCCGCCGCCGCUGCCGCUGCCGUCGCCGCCGCCGCCCCCUGGCCCGCCGCGCGCGCCGCCAACGCCCCGGCACCGGAGCCUCGCGCCGCCCGCCGCGUUGCGCUGCUUCUCACACCGGGAGCCACUCCUCCUCGGUCUGCUCCUUAAAGCCGGGACAGAAAGGCGAAGGCCAGAAGCGGAAGCAUCCGGGAGAGCCGCCUUUGCCACUCCCUGGAAGGGAGGGAGGAGUUGUGUGGAGUCGUGGACUUGAUGGAAACUGUGGAGGCCCUGGGGUCCAGCCUCCCCACCAGCCAGUGAGGGAAGCCCCCGUGCAGCUCCCUGAGACCUUGCCCACCUGUCCUCGCUUGGAACCACCAGGGAUGAGCCGCCUCCUGAGAGCUGUUCCUUAAGAGGGACAGGUCACUGCCACUGCCACUGUUUCUAUCGACCUCAUUUCUACUUUAUGGAUCUUUUCCGGAUGUGAAGCUCCCUCCUUGGGUGCCACUGCAGUCAGAUCAUCAUCCUGUAGCUUGGGGACCUUGGUUCAUUCCAGCAUUGGCCCCUGCCUGAAGAGAGCCCAGUCCCGGCCCGACCUGCUUCCUGGGGGCAAGGCUGCCAAGUCUUCCCUCCUCGUGACAGUUCGGUUAACUCAUGGUGUGUGGCACGUGGCUGGCUUAGGUGUUUGGAGAGUGAACGCGCCAGGUCCCCGCUCCUCCCUUCAGCCCCUCUGACCUCGAGGACACGCCCACCUCCAUAAUGGCAGCAGAGACCCUCAAUUUUGGGCCUGAGUGGUUGAGAGCCCUUUCCAGUGGUGGCAGCGUGGCCUCCCCGCCCCCCUCCCCCGCCAUGCCCAAGUACAAGCUGGCUGACUACCGCUACGGGCGAGAGGAGAUGCUGGCGCUCUACAUCAAGGAGAACAAGGUGCCUGAUGAGCUGCAGGACAGGGAGUUUGCUGCGGUGCUACAGGAGGAACCGCUGCAGCCGCUGGCGCUGGAGCCGCUGACCGAGGAGGAGCAGAGAAACUUCUCCCUGUCAGUGAACAGUGUGGCUGUGCUGAGGCUGAUGGGGAAAGGGGCUGGCCCCCCCCUAGGUGGCACCUCCCGUGGCAGGGGCAGCACUCGGAGCCGAGGCCGGGGCCGUGGUGACAGUUGCUUUUACCAAAGAAGCAUUGAAGAAGGCGAUGGAGUCUUUGGCCGAAACCCCCGGGAGAUCCAGCGAAGCCAGAGUUGGGAUGACAGAGGGGAGAGAAGGUUUGAGAAGUCGGCCAGGAGGGAUGGAGCACGAUCCGGGUUUGAGGAGGGAGGGGCUGGCCCGAGGAAGGAACAUGCCCGCUCGGAUAGCGAGAACUGGCGUUCUCUUCGAGAGGAGCAAGAGGAAGAGGAGGAGGGCAGUUGGAGACUCGGGGCAGGACCCCGGCGAGAUGGCGACCGCUGGCGCUCAGCCAGUCCCGAUGGCGGCCCCCGCUCUGCUGGCUGGCGGGAACAUGGGGACCGGCGUCGCAAGUUUGAGUUUGAUUUGCGAGGGGACCGAGGAGGGUGUGGUGAAGAGGAAGGGCGGGGUGGGGGAGGUGGCUCUCACCUGCGGAGGUGCCGAGGGCCUGACGGCUUCGAGGAAGACAAGGAUGGGCUCCCGGAGUGGUGCCUGGAUGACGAGGAUGAAGAGAUGGGCACCUUCGAUGCCUCUGGGGCCUUCCUGCCUCUCAAGAAGGGCCCUAAAGAGCCCAUUCCUGAGGAGCAGGAGCUUGACUUCCAGGGCCUAGAGGAAGAGGAGGAAGAGCCUCCCGAAGGGCUAGACGAGGGGGGGCCUGAGGCAGGAGGGAAGGAGCUGACCCCACUACCUCCUCAGGAGGAGAAGUCCAGUUCCCCCUCCCCACUGCCCACCUUGGGCCCACUCUGGGGAGCUAAUGGGGAAGGGGAUGACGCCGCAGACAAGGACCUGCCAGCAGCUGAAGAUGAUGUGAGGGGACUGCCGCUGAGUCCUGGGGUAGGCUCACCGCCUGGCCCACCUGGAGAUCUGGAGGAUGAUGAAGGCCUGAAACACCUGCAGCAGGAGGCGGAGAAGCUGGUGGCCUCCCUGCAGGACAGCUCCCUGGAGGAGGAGCAGUUCACGGCCGCCAUGCAGGCCCAGGGCCUGCGCCACUCAGCAGCUGCCACUGCCCUCCCGCUCAGCCAUGGCGCGGCCCGGAAGUGGUUCUACAAGGACCCCCAGGGGGAGAUCCAAGGCCCCUUCACGACACAGGAGAUGGCAGAGUGGUUCCAGGCGGGCUAUUUUUCCAUGGCGCUGCUUGUGAAGCGGGGCUGCGAUGAGGGCUUCCAGCCCCUGGGGGAGGUGAUCAAGAUGUGGGGUCGUGUGCCCUUUGCCCCAGGACCCUCGCCACCCCCACUGCUGGGCAACAUGGACCAGGAGCGGCUAAAGCAGCAGCAGGAGAUGGCCGCGGCGGCCUUGCACCAGCAGCUGCAGCACCAGCAGUUUCUGCAACUGGUCGGCAGCCGGCAGCUCCCGCAGUGCGCGCUCCGGGAGAAGGCGGCUCUGGGGGACCUGAGCCCGCCGCAGCAGCAGCAGCUCGCAGCGUUCCUGCAGCAGCUCCAAGCUCUCAAACCGCCCAGAGGCGGGGACCAGAACCUGCUCCCGACCAUGAACCGGUCCUUGUCAGUGCCGGAUUCGGGCCCCCUCUGGGACAUACAUACCUCAGCCUCAUCACAGUCAGGCGGUGAGGCCAGUCUUUGGGACAUACCAAUUAACUCUUCGACUCAGGGUCCAAUUCUAGAACAACUCCAGCUGCAACACAAAUUCCAAGAGCGCAGAGAAGUGGAGCUCAGGGCGAAGCGGGAGGAGGAGGAGCGCAAGCGGCGGGAGGAGAAGCGGCGGCAGCAGCAGCAGGAGGAGCAGAAGCGGCGGCAGGAGGAGGAGGAGCUGUUUCGCCGUAAGCAGGUGCGGCAGCAGGAGCUCCUGCUGAAGCUGCUCCAGCAGCAGCAGGCGGUGGCCGCUGUCCCCGUGCCGCCGGCGCCCAGCUCUCCGCCCCCGCUGUGGGCCGGUCUGGCCAAGCCGGGGCUGUCCAUGAAGACGCUGCUCGAGCUGCAGUUGGAGGGGGAGCGGCAGCUGCACAAGCAGCCCGCGCCCCGGGAGCCAUCGCGGGCCCAGGCCCCCAACCACCGCGUGCAGCUUGGGGGCCUGGGCUCGGCCCCCCUGAACCAAUGGGUGUCUGAGACCGGGCCACUGUGGGGCGGGCCCGACAAGAGCGGGGGCGGCAGCGGCAGCCCGGGGCUCUGGGAGGACACCCUCAAGAGCGGCGGGAGCCUGGCCCGCACCCUGGGCCUGAAGAACAGCCGGAGCAGCCCCUCUCUCAGUGACUCGUACAGCCACCUGUCGGGUCGGCCCGUGCGCAAAAAGACGGAGGAGGAAGAGAAGCUGCUGAAGCUGCUGCAGGGCAUCCCCAGGCCCCAGGACGGCUUCACCCAGUGGUGCGAGCAGAUGCUGCACACGCUGAGCACCACGGGCAGCCUGGAUGUGCCCAUGGCUGUAGCGAUCCUCAAGGAGGUGGAAUCCCCCUACGACGUCCAUGAUUAUAUCCGUUCCUGCUUGGGGGACACGCUGGAAGCCAAAGAAUUUGCCAAACAGUUCCUAGAGCGGAGGGCCAAGCAGAAAGCCGGCCAGCAGCGGCAGCGGCAGCAGGAGGCGUGGCUGAGCAGUGGCUCCCUACAGACAGCCUUUCAGACCAACCACAGCACCAAACUCGGCCCUGGGGAGGGCAGCAAGGCCAAGAGGCGGGCGCUGAUGCUGCACUCAGAUCCUAGCAUCUUGGGGUACUCCCUGCACGGACCUUCUGGUGAGAUCGAGAGCGUGGAUGACUACUGACCAGCCCAUCCCACCAGCCCCUGGGCUGUAGGCCGGGGGCGGCAGCAGCGGCUUGGACCCUUGGGUCCCCAGCCUGCAGGCUCCCCACAGGGAGCGUAGGAGGAAGCAGGGGCAGGGUCCCCAGCACUUGUUACAAACCACACGAUGCACCUUAACUCACCCACCACGAGGCACUUUACAGAAUGGGGGGGAAGGGUUUUUGUUUUUUGGUUUUUUGUUUUUGUUUUCUCUUGGGAAAAAAAAACAAACAUUUUAAACAACCCUGAAGAAAACGUUAGGAGAGACAAGAAAAAAGAAAAUUGUCCAAAACUAGACUCUAAGCACCCCUUUCCCCUCUAGGGACAGUGAGGGUGACAAUGGAAGGUCCACAGAGGUUUUUUGGGAUUUUUUGUUCUUUGUUUUUUGUUUUUUUAAGAAAAAGAAAAAGAAAAAAAAAGUUAGGAGAUUGAAAGAAAAAAAACACACUGUUAUUUUGGGGCAGUGGGGACAUGGGCCCCACGGACCUGUCCUGCCUGGCCCCCAAGGCUGCACUUACCCUCCCUGCCCCGCACAGUGGGCCAUUGGGGUAACUGGAAGCUGGGGUGCCAGCAGUUUGCACAGCGAGGCCCCCUCAGCCCCGCCAGCCGGACCCGCUGUGAACGGCUCCCUUUGUUGCUGUGACUGUGGCAGAGGUGUCCGGGGUCGGGGCCAAAGUAGCCCCUCGGCUUUGCUGCUUUGGGGGAAGAGUUGCACAAAUGGGCCGGGCGGCCUCCGCUCUCCGGGCUGCCGUCCUGUGCUGGCUGAUGAAGUAGAGGGGAAAGGGCCAGCCAGCGCCAACCUCAUCUGGCUGUCGGGGUGGUGGAGGUUCCGCUCUGGCCCUGGUGAGGGGCUUCCCCCACUGCUGCCAUUUUGGCAGGGGGACGGCCUGGGCGUGAAGCUGAAAGCCUCAGCUCCCUGCCUUGCCACAUGAAUGUAUCCUUCGGGCCACAAGCCCCCACUGCGCCUUCUGCCUCUACCCUGCGCGAGGUGGGAGUGGAGCAGUGCCUCCAGGAGCUGGAGAGAGAGGCACCACUUCGGGACUGUUUGCUCCUGCGAAAGGGGCCGGAAGAGGGCCUAGGAGGCGGAGGGAGUGGGCAGUGCGGGGCUCCAGGUUGCGGCGUGGGGGCUGUUCGAAGGGAGUUCCCUGCCUGCAGCCAGCUAUGUGGGCUGCAGACCACCCAGCUCUGCUCUGACCCCUCCAUUGACCAAAUGGGAGAGGAGCAAGCAGCCUCUCCCCUUCCUGCUCCCCCGAUGCGUUUUUCAUGUUGGGUAAGGUGCGGGGGUCCAGAAUGGAAGUGUCGUCUCUCCUGGGUCAGGGGUAGGCUGCCCUUCUGUCGCUCACCAACUUUUAUUCCCAGUCACCUACCUGGGUUUGUCUCCGUUUGUGGAUUUUUUUUUCUUUUCUUUUUUUUUUUUAAAGUUUCUCUUUUGGGUUUUUCAUUUAACUUCUCCCAUCGACCUCAUUGCUCAGAGCGCAGUAUUAGGGCAGGAGUCUGCCACUGCCUCCCCUCCAUGAAUGUAUUUAUCCUUCCUGCCCUGGGGAAAUGGGGAGUGGCCUGUUUUCUUUCCCCAUCCAUCCCCAGAGAGACCACAUUUUGUUUUGUUUUGUUUUUGUUUUAUUUUGCACCAAAGUGGCAACUGGGUCAGUGUUGGGGGAUAAAGCUGGCCUCGGGGGUGGAGGGGCACCCUCCGCCCGCUUCUCCCUGGUUUCAACAGUGUUAGCGUCCGUGAAAAGACAAUAUUCUCUCUAAAGCAAUAAGGGGGUGAUGGGCCAGGGGGAAAUGUCUUGCUGCUGCUGGCCCCCCGCUCCCCCCUUCCUCAUGCCAGUAUUUGGCGGCUAGAGGAGUCGGGGGGGUACUGUUGUGACUGAAUGUAACCGCCCCCACCCCUGCCGCAGCCAAUGCAGGGGAGGGGGGUGACGCUCUUCCCUGUCUCUCCCUUCCCCUUCCCCCCAGCUAAAGAGACUUUGAACUUAGGGGGCCCUUGAGCCUGGAGAGGCCUUAACCCUGUGAGGAAGUGUAGGGGGAGCCCUCUCCCACCCCCAUCCCCUUCUGAGAGUGGUCAAUGUUUACAAGCCCCUGAGCCCCCCAGCCCAGGGGCUCCAACCCCAUUGCUGUCCUUUCCCUCCCACCCGUCUCCCUGGGCCCCAGCUGCUCUCCCACCCUCCCUGGGUUGGGGUGGGUGCAGGGGCUGUUCUGUAUCCCCUUGUCUGCCUUGGACCCAAAACCUCCCCUACCCCCACCCUGUGUGACUCCCCUCUUCUCCCUGCCCCUGUAAAUACUCCCCUUCCCCCAAUAAAACUCGGUGUGUGUUC
Molecule: messenger RNA, 6226 nt
Organism: Lutra lutra (Eurasian river otter)
Lineage: Eukaryota; Metazoa; Chordata; Mammalia; Carnivora; Mustelidae
Gene: GIGYF1
Product: GRB10 interacting GYF protein 1
Exons: 29
Coding region: 796-3894 (1032 amino acids)
Biological process (GO): insulin-like growth factor receptor signaling pathway
Molecular function (GO): protein binding
Source: RefSeq, a predicted model, not a curated record